This is a messenger RNA of Pteronotus mesoamericanus, 3081 nucleotides long. RefSeq names its product zinc finger RANBP2-type containing 3 (gene ZRANB3). Gene Ontology annotation, biological process: DNA repair; replication fork processing. The transcript has 19 exons. The record is from RefSeq and is a predicted model, not a curated record. Gene Ontology annotation, molecular function: zinc ion binding; nucleic acid binding; ATP-dependent chromatin remodeler activity. Lineage: Eukaryota; Metazoa; Chordata; Mammalia; Chiroptera; Mormoopidae. Bases 1 to 3042 code for a protein of 1013 amino acids.
AUGGUGGCUGAUGAAAUGGGUCUAGGAAAGACAAUCCAGGCAAUUGCCAUCGCUUACUUCUAUAAGGAGGAGUGGCCUCUUUUAAUAGUGGUCCCUUCAUCUCUGAGGUACCCUUGGACAGAAGAAAUAGAGAAAUGGAUCCCAGAGUUAAGUCCAGAAGAAAUCAGUGUUAUUCAGAAUAAAACUGAUGUUGGGAGAAUAUCAACCAGCAAAGUGACAGUUCUGGGUUAUGGUCUGUUAACGACAGAUGCAGAGGCUUUGAUAGACACACUGAAUAAUCAAAACUUCAAUGUAGUGAUUGUGGAUGAAUCACACUACAUGAAGUCCAGAAAUGCAAGUCGCAGCAAGAUUUUAUUGCCAAUAGUACAGAAAGCCAAACGAGCCAUUCUUCUUACAGGAACUCCAGCUUUGGGAAGGCCUGAAGAGCUUUUUAUGCAGAUUGAAGCUCUCUUUCCACAAAAAUUUGGAACUUGGACAGACUAUGCCAAAAGAUACUGUAACGCACAUGUCAGAUAUUUUGGUAAAAGGCCUCAGUGGGAUUGUAGGGGAGCAUCAAAUCUUAAUGAACUUCAUCAGUUAUUAAGUGACAUAAUGAUUAGAAGACUAAAGACUGAAGUUUUAACCCAGCUGCCCCCUAAAAUCAGACAGCGUAUUCCUUUUGAUCUUCCGUCAGCAGCAGCCAAGGAAUUGAGUACCAGCUUUGAAGAGUGGGAAAAAUUAAUAAGAUCUUCAAAUUCAGUUGCCACUGAGACUGUUAUGGGGUUGAUUACUCGCAUGUUUAAACAAACUGCUAUUGCCAAGGCUGGUGCUGUAAAGGAUUACAUUAAGAUGAUGCUUCAAAAUGAUUCACUUAAAUUUCUGGUUUUUGCUCACCAUGUAAUUAUGCUCCAGGCUUGCACAGAAGCAGUCAUAGAAAACAAGACUCGUUAUGUGAGGAUAGAUGGAAGUGUUCCAUCUUCAGAAAGAAUACAUCUGGUUAAUCAGUUUCAAAAGGAUCCUGAGACUCGUGUGGCUAUCUUAAGCAUUCAGGCUGCUGGUCAGGGUUUGACAUUUACUGCUGCAACUCAUGUUGUAUUUGCUGAGUUGUACUGGGACCCUGGACAUUUAAAGCAAGCAGAAGACCGUGCUCACCGAAUUGGACAGUGCAGUUCUGUGAAUAUUCACUACCUCAUUGCAAAUGGGACUCUAGACACCCUUAUGUGGGGAAUGUUGAAUCGCAAGGCUCAGGUUACUGGGAGCACAUUGAAUGGUAGGAAGGAACAACUUCAGGCUGAGGAAGGUGAUAAGCAAAAAUGGGAUUUCCUGCAGUUUGCUAAGACUUGGACACCAAAUGAAAGUUCUGAAGAGCUCAGGAAUGAAAUUUUGUUCACUCACUUUGAAAAAGAAAAACAGCAUGAUAUUCGAUCAUUCUUUUUACCAAAACCUAAAAAUAGUCGGUUGGUGACCUCCUGUGAUGAAUCAAGAAUUUUCCAUGAAAAAAAUAUUGUAGUGCCAACAGACCCUGGAAAAAUAUCUGCAAGAAAUAUCAUUGAUUAUGAAAAUAAUUUUGAACCUGAAGCUAAAAGAUUGAAGUCAGUCACCACCGGUGACCACUGCAGUCCCCCACAGGAGAAGCCAUGCUGGCCCAGGCAAACCAAAGCUCCAGCCCAGGCAACCACCCCACCCGUUCCUGGAAAGGACUGGCAGUGUGGUUUCUGCACCUAUAUCAAUAAUGCAUUGUUACCUUACUGUGAAAUGUGUGGGCAUCCUCACGGCAGUGCUGGUAGCUUCAACUAUACCCAGGAUAAAAACAAAAAUGAAAAAGAUGAUUCUCAGAAAGACACAUCCAGAAAAGUCUGGACUGAUUUUGAAUGUGAAAAACAAGUUCUUGCACUGUCAGAACCCGAAUCGUUGGCUGAGAGCAAGGAAGAAAUAAUAAAAAUCGAGAAGGAAGGUGGACGCAUGCCCCAGCCAGGCAAUGAACAUUUGAAGAGUUCAGAUACUCUGCCAGUGUAUGAUACCUUAAUGUUUUGUGCAAGUAAGAAUACUGACCGGAUUCACCUUUACACCAAGGAUGGAAACAGGAUGAACUGUAAUUUCAUUCCUUUGGAUAUAAAAUUAGACCUUUGGGAAGAUUUACCUGCAAGCUUUGAACUGAAACAAAAUCGCUCCCUGAUUUUGAGGUUUGUUCGAGAAUGGAGUAGUUUAACUACCAUGAAGCAAAGAAUCAUCAGGAAAAGCGGACGGCUAUUCUGCAGCCCAAUUCUUGCUUUCGAAGAGAUCACAAAGCAGCAAACCAAACAAAAUAGUACAAAAAGAUACAUAACCAAAGAAGAUGUUGCUGCAGCCUCAAUGGACAAGGUGAAGAAUGAUGGGGGCCAUGUCCGUCUGAUCACAAAGGAGGCCAGGCCACAGGACACAGCUACAAAAAACUUUCUUGAAGAUGGAGCCUGUUUCCCAUUUCUAAAUUCCUGCCUAACCCAAGCUGAUCACAGUGUGAAGCCUUCUACAUCCAAAGGCUAUUUGCAAGCUAUGGAUAAUGAAGGAAAUCCACUUUGCCUUCUCUGUCAGCAGUCCACUAGCCAAACUAAGCAAGAAUGUAAAAUGAACGCUUGGGAUUCACGGUUUUGCUCUCUGACAUGUCAGGAGGAGUUUUGGAUUCGUUCUAAUAACAGUUACCUACGAGCCAAAGUAUUUGAAAUUGAACAUGGUGUGUGUCAGCUAUGUAAUCUGAAUGCACAAGAACUCUUUUUACGUCUGAGAGAUGCUCCUAUAAGUCAGCGGAAGAGUCUUCUGGAUAUUACCUGGAUUUCAAAGCUCCCUUUAGAACAGCUUAAUGAAAUGAUAAGAAACCCAGGGGAAGGGCAUUUCUGGCAGGUGGACCACAUCAAACCAGUGUUCGGUGGAGGAGGACAGUGCUCCCUGGACAACCUGCAGACUCUCUGCACAGUCUGCCACAGAGAGAGAACUACCAGACAAGCCAAGGAAAGGAGCCAGAUGAGAAGACAAUCUCUAGCAUCAAAGCAUGGAUCUGACAUCACACGAUUUUUGGUGAAGAAAUGAAGUAUAAAAACAUGAAUGGAUGACAAAUGGUUUACAUGG